Schizosaccharomyces japonicus yFS275 is the source of this 1633-nucleotide messenger RNA. RefSeq names its product WD repeat protein. The transcript is spliced from 8 exons. Lineage: Eukaryota; Fungi; Ascomycota; Schizosaccharomycetes; Schizosaccharomycetales; Schizosaccharomycetaceae. Bases 107 to 1540 code for a protein of 477 amino acids. The record is from RefSeq and is a predicted model, not a curated record.
UAUGACUUCGCGAGGACUGCGGCUCCUACCAAGUACCUUAUGGUAUACAUGAAUGUACGACGUUGGCAAUUGACAAAUGUAUUAGCAUAAUCCUAUGUAAAGAAGAAUGAAACUGGAUUUACAAGAACUAUACAAGCAAAACGAGUACACCGUAACGGUGAAUGAUAAUUUGCGAAAUGAAACCUUUGAGUUAUGGAGAAACAGUUUAGUGGCUGCAAGUCGCUAUUUUGAUAUGAUAUUUGUUGCUUCCGGAGAGAUUGUUAAGGUAUACUCACAAAACGCUCUAUUAUUUGGAGAAGAAGACAUUGAAGAGUUGUUUACACUGAAAAGUGCAUUCAGUACUACGAACCGUCGGCCUGGACGGACGCAUACAUUCAUGGAGCAUGUUAUCAAUCGAUUAUCAAUAGUCUGCCAAGGCACAGUCGAGCUUCUAAUCGUACUGGACGACUCGGGAAAGGUACAAAUUUAUCAAACAGACGACCUUAAUCGCGCACCCCAGGUCUACGAAGUCUCGGAUUCAGCAUGGGGUCUAGCAUUCUCCAGUCAGAGAAUUCUUGCGGUGUCGGCUAAUUCGCACAACAUUGAAAUGUUCCAUUUAGGAACUGAGUAUUCCUCGAAGUUUAAUGACUAUCGUUCGCGAUGGUUUCAUACGUCUAAACUUGUUCUAGUCGGACAUAAUCAUAACAUUCCUAAUAUUUCGUUCGACUCUACUGGGCGGUAUAUUGCUAGUGUCUCUAUUGAUUGCAGCCUUCGAGUUUGGGAUCUGUAUGAGCUUCACAGCUGUGCCGUAUUCUACAGUUACCUAUGUGGGUGGGGUGUAUGUUUCCUAGAAGAUAAUGAUUUUCAAAAGCUCGACUUAAAAUCAAUGACAGAAGCUAAAAUUCAAACUGCAAAAAAUUAUGGCUCAUCUGCUCCAUCUAUCACUACUGAGCAGGAUUAUAUUUCUUUUUAUUCUCGGGAAAAUGAGUUUGACGAUACUAUAUUUGAGGGGGACCACAAUGUCCUUCUAGAUGAAAACUUGCAUAACGUGGAAGACUUUUUCCUAGCGUCUCUUACAGAGGAACCUGACGCCUUGCUUUUGUAUGCUACUCAUCGUACAGUUACUCUACUUGCAUUCAUUAAUGGAAAUCGUCUUAUGCCUCUAGCGUCUAGUAAGAACAUGUUUGAAAAUCCGCUGGAUAGUCGGACAGACGUUUUCCAACGAGUGAACAUGAUUGAAAAAAUUCCUGGCCUACAUUGUGUUGUUUGCGUCUCACAAAGCGGCCAAAUUACAAUUCUUCAUUUGGUGUCUACAAUAAUAAUGCGCAAGGAAAAACAAUACAGAUCAUGGUCAUUUGUUCCACAGCUGAUACAUUUGACGCACGUUGUUGACUCACCCAUUAUUGGACUUUCAGUGUCACCGGUAUACCAUGGACAGGAAGACAUGUUCUUGAGGUUUUACAUUAUCCUCGUCACUUACUCGGGAAAGGUUAUAACAAUAGAAAUCAAACGAACUGCAAGUGCUGUGGACCCUCUACACCUGUCACAUAUUAUUUUAUAAUCGAGACAUGUUAUUUGUAUAUAGAACCGCAAUUCAUACAUUAUGAUACUGUUGUUACUCUCUACAGUUUGACUUAGUAAAAAAGAAGACCAC